GAGAGAACUCACAGGAGGCAGAGCUUCUUUUGAUUCUGAAACUGAGUCUUCGUUAGAGAACAAAGAGUCAAAGAGAAAGAGAAAGAGACAAGAAGCAGAAGGAAUGGAGGCAGUGACCGUGACAGUGAUGGGUUGCCAUGGGAGAUCAACAUCAAAUUCAAACCAAGAAUUGGCUAAUGGAAGAAGAGAAGGAGCAACAGCGCAAGUGAUUGUCGUAGAUGAUGAUGAUGGCAUAGAGAAAGACAGCACUGAGACUGAACUCACCAAAAUCAGUCUUAUGAGAGCCCUUGUUGAAACACGUGAUCCCUCUUCUAAGGAAGAGGAUGACUUCAUGAUUAGAAGAUUCCUGCGUGCUCGUGAUUUAGAUGUGGAUAAGGCUUCAACAAUGUUCCUCAAGUACUUGAAAUGGAGACGUUCAUUUGUUCCAAAUGGCUAUAUAUCGCUGCCAGAGAUUCCUAAUGAACUUGCACACAACAAGAUGUUUGCGCAAGGACGCGAUAAGAGAGGUCGACCUAUAGCUAUUGUCUUCGGUGCAAAACAUUUUCAAAACAAAGAUGGUUUAGAUGAAUUCAAACGGUUUGUAGUCUAUGCUCUUGAUAAACUAUGUGCAAGGAUGCCACAUGGGCAAGAAAAGUUUGUUGGUAUAGGAGAACUUAAGGGAUGGGGAUACUCAAAUAGUGACAUGCGUGGAUACAUCAGUGCUCUAACCAUUUUGCAGGAUUACUACCCUGAAAGAUUGGGGAAGUUGUUUAUUCUCCACGCACCAUACAUCUUUAUGAAAGUGUGGAAAAUGAUUUACCCGUUCAUUGACAACAAAACCAAGAAGAAGAUAGUAUUCGUGGAGAACAAUAAGCUGAAAUCAACACUACUAGAAGAUAUAGACGAAAGUCAGCUCCCAGAGAUAUACGGUGGCCUACUGCCAUUAGUCCCUAUCCAACAUUGCUAAUUAUAAAACCACCACAAGUAAUUCCCAAUAUGUUAUAAUAGUUUAUUGGCGAAAAUCAAUGUUUAAAAGUUUGACACCGAUGUGGAAGGAUACUAUUUCUUAUAUAUGUAUGCGUUAGUUUGCCAAUUUCA
This is a messenger RNA of Gastrolobium bilobum, 1077 nucleotides long. RefSeq lists its product as uncharacterized. The coding region runs from base 104 to 946 and encodes 280 amino acids. NCBI's taxonomy places the organism in Eukaryota, Viridiplantae, Streptophyta, Magnoliopsida, Fabales, Fabaceae. The record is from RefSeq and is a predicted model, not a curated record. The transcript has 6 exons.